Molecule: messenger RNA, 1923 nt
Organism: Aspergillus sclerotioniger CBS 115572
Lineage: Eukaryota; Fungi; Ascomycota; Eurotiomycetes; Eurotiales; Aspergillaceae
Exons: 1
Molecular function (GO): protein binding
Source: RefSeq, a predicted model, not a curated record
GUCUUUCGGCUUACCCGAGAGGGUCGAGACGAGUCAUACGAGAGCUACAGGACUCGGGUGAGAGAACGGAUUGCUGGAACCUGUGAAUGGUUUCUCUCACACCCCUCGUACAACAGCUGGUUGGACCAGCCCAAUGAUUCAUUGAUCCUUUCGGCUGAUGCUGGCUGUGGAAAGUCAAUCUUGGCAAAACACUUGGUCGACAGCAAGCUGGAUGGUAGACACCCUGAUGCUAUCAUCUGUUAUUUCUUUUUCGAUCAGCAGAGCCAGAAUACCGCACGGCAAGCCCUCUGUGCCCUGAUUCAUCAGCUGGCCUCGCGAAAGUUUGAUCUAAUCAAGCACACCAUGUCAGAUUACAAGGCGAGCAAGGAAAAACUGGUCAAUAUAGACAGUGUUUUAUGGGGGAUCCUUUCGAGGAUGGUGAUGGAUACCAGUAUCGGUCAGGUCAUCCUUAUUCUCGAUGCAUUGGACGAAUGUGAUCAGUAUGAAUCGACGCGUUUUAUCAAUCAACUUCGAGAGUUGUACUUGGCGUGGGAGAACAAGGUGGUCAAGAAGGUCACGUUCCUUGCGACAACGAGGCCAAGCAGCGGCACCAUAUCAGAGCUUCAGAGUCUGAUCACAACUUACCCUCAGUGCCAUAUAUCUGCGGCGAAUUGCUUCGGGGCGAUUGCGAGAGAGGUGGACAUAGUGAUCGAGGCCCGUGCGACGGAACUGGAGGAGAAAGGUCGUUUGGAUGAGGAUACUAAAUUCCAUUUAGUGAGACGCCUACAGGAAUCGUCCCAACGUACCUAUCUCUGGGUCCACUCGAUCUUCGAAUGGAUUGCCGCCACUGACGUUGAGAAUGGUGAACGAGCGAUUGACCAGAUCAUUGAUGAGCCUCCGAAGACCGUCUACGAUAUAUACACGAAAAUGGUCAGGACUUCCAAAAGACCGGCCCUGGCAAGGAAAGCCUUCUCUAUCAUUCUAGCGGCUUACCGACCGCUCACAUUACAAGAAAUGCAUAUUGCGAUGCACCUCGACUCCGUCUCGUCGGAACCGCCCGAACCGUAUCGCAACCUCGAGCUACUUUUGCCGAACUGGUGCGGCUUACUGGUGACGGUCAUCGAGAACCGAGUCUAUCUAUUGCAUGAAACUGCUCGUGAGUUUCUUGUGAACGAGGGAUUCUCCGCGGACGGUCAAAUCCAAAGCGGGCCGUUGAGUGAAGUCGAAACCCAUCAAGUUCUCGCAUGGAGUUGUUUGAGUUACAUUGAGGUGGCUCUUGAACCACCCCAUCUUCAAUCCAGGAACCGGUCGGGGAACAAGUCGUCCGAGAGCACAUCGAGAGCAUUGAACGAAGAGUUCUUGGAUUACGUCGGUGAGAAUCUGUUUCAUCACAUCCAAAAAGCUCAGCUAGAGGAGGAUAAGGCUCUCGCGGUGAGGAUCAAGAGGUUCUGUGAUAUACAGGACAGACACUGCCAAGUCUGGACAGAGGCAAAGCCACUUCAGGUCCGAGGGUUGCGCGUCGACUCUUACAAUAUGAGUACUUUGUGGAUCGCAUCGUAUGCCGGCAUGACAGCUGUGGUUGAGCAAUUAUUGGAAGAGGGGGACAACAUCUGUGACACACGGAAUCGAGACGGUCAAAAUACACUGCUGGUCGCCGCGCUUCAGGGCUAUGAUCGUAUUCUGGCCUUGCUCCUGACUGCAGACCAAGUGAGAAAAGAUCUUCGGGAUGCAUGGCGCACGGGUCCAUUGCAAGCCGCAGUGCAGUCACGUAAUCCAGCGGCAGUCAAAGUGCUGCUGGAGUCGGGAGCAGUAGACGUCGAUACAUGGGACCCGAGUGGCCGGACCCCUUUCGAUUGUGUGGCAGCCGAUGGUGACCCGGACAUGAUUCGCGUCUUCCUUGACUUUGGGUCAGACGAGGCUUGUAACGUCAGGGACUUCUUGUGA